AUGAUGGCCAUUGAUGUGCAGACUCCGUUUGCCAGCCCACGCAAAGGCAAGCGUGACAUGCGGGCCGAAUUGGCAGCCUGGCAGGCGGCUCAGCGAUCUCAGCAGCGCCAGGUUCCACGAAUCCCGCUUCACCAGUCGCCAGGGCCGUUGCAGGCAGCGCGCUUGGAUCGCAGCCCAGGAGCGAGAUUGACCCCGAGGUCGCCAAAGAAGGAGGCACCCCGGGCUGCUUUCAGCCCGGUGCGUGUGCCCCAGCGACCGGCGGGAUGGUCCCAGGUUUCGCCGCUACCUGGCGGAGGCGCACCGCACGGCAGCACCGACGCCGAGGCCUCCGUUCUUGAAGACUGCCUUCAGGCUUACGAGGAGUUUGCAUCGCUGCGCGUGCCGCCGAACUCGCCGAACACUUCCCUCACGCCCGCUGUGGCCGCGGCCUUCCGGGCGAUGGAGCGUGAGCAGGUGCCUGCAGGGCAGUGCAUGCGACGUGUUCUGGAGGCGGCCAUCGAGCAGAUCGGGGAGCAGGAGCCAGGCCACUAA
Messenger RNA from Symbiodinium sp. CCMP2456, 531 nucleotides. Lineage: Eukaryota; Dinophyceae; Suessiales; Symbiodiniaceae. The record is from the annotation of a GenBank genome assembly.